AGUAUUUGCUUUAUCAUUUUAUAGAGGCGCACAACCACGAUUUUGUGCAUGAAGAAGAUUUACAUCUUCUCAAGGAAAACAGGGGUAUUAAUCGUGCACACGAAGAGAUGAUAAACAAGAUGUCACAUCUCAACAUCGGGCCUGUUCGUGCAUUUAACAUUAUGAAGGAAGUGUAUGGUGGGUUCGACAAAGUCGGUGCUACCAAAGUCGAUUUUAAAAAUUUCAAGAAGGAGUUAAAUCUUUUUAUCGGAGAGUUUGAUGCGGAAAUGUUUGUCAAGCGUUUGAUGAGAAAAAAGGAGUUUUUACCGAACUUCUCUUGUGAAUAUGAAACCACAGACGAAGGUGUGUUGAAGUGCAUUUUUUGGGCCGACGAGGAUAUGAAGAGAAAUUAUUAUAUGUUUGGGGACGUUAUAUCAUUUGAUGCUACAUACAAGCGUAACAAGUAUAACAUGAUGUUUGUCCCUUUUACUGGGAUUGAUAAUCAUAAUAGGAACGUGACACUUGGUGCUGCAAUUCUCGGUUCGGAAACGGCAGAGACGUAUAGCUGGUUACUUAGGGCGAUCAAGAACGCAUACGGGUACGCGCCUCCUGUAAUCGUUACUGACCAAGACCCUGCGAUGAAAAGGGCUAUAGCUGAUGUUUGGCCUGAGUCGAGGCAUCGGUUAUGUAUGUGGCAUAUCAUGGAUAAACUCACUACAAAGGUUGGGGCUGCCUUAUGUUCAAAUACAGAUUUCAGGAAAAGAUUGUCUGCAGUUGUUUGGACUGAUUCUCUAUUGCCCGAAGCUUUUGAGGCUGAAUGGGCCGCUAUUAUUCAUGAUUUGGGUUAA
Molecule: messenger RNA, 827 nt
Organism: Helianthus annuus (common sunflower)
Lineage: Eukaryota; Viridiplantae; Streptophyta; Magnoliopsida; Asterales; Asteraceae
Product: protein FAR1-RELATED SEQUENCE 5-like
Exons: 3
Coding region: 108-827 (239 amino acids)
Biological process (GO): regulation of DNA-templated transcription
Source: RefSeq, a predicted model, not a curated record